Gordionus sp. m RMFG-2023 is the source of this 2200-nucleotide messenger RNA. Its product is annotated as exostosin-1-like. The record is from RefSeq and is a predicted model, not a curated record. NCBI's taxonomy places the organism in Eukaryota, Metazoa, Nematomorpha, Gordioida, Chordodea, Parachordodidae. Bases 136 to 1836 code for a protein of 566 amino acids. Gene Ontology annotation, molecular function: glycosyltransferase activity. The transcript has 9 exons. Gene Ontology annotation, cellular component: membrane.
GCCUGCUUAUUAGUUCCUUCUUUUGACUCACUAGAUAGAGAUCCAUUAAGCCCUCAUUACAGCAAAAUUGAUAAGGAUAUUAUUUUAAAAAAUGCAUAUCAAUGGAAUAAUGGAAUAAAUCAUAUUUUGUUCAAUAUGUACUCUGGAACUUAUCCAAAAUAUUCUGAAAAAUUGGAUAUAAAUAUUGAAAAUGCUAUGUUGAUCAGUGCAAAUUUGAUAACUUACAAACAUAGAAAUAAAUUUGACCUAUCUCUUCCAUUAUUUAAUAAUAAAUUUGUAGUCAAUCAUUUUAACAAAACCAAAAUUCAAAUUUAUAAUCCCAACAAAAAGUAUUUAUUAUCUUUUAAAGGUAAGAGAUAUCUAUAUGGCUAUGGAUCUGAAACUAGAAAUUCUCUACAUUAUUUACAUGAUGGUGAGGAAAUUAUUUUAUUGACAACAUGUAAACAUGGAAAUUGGGAAAAAUAUAAGGAUGAAAGAUGUGAUAAUGACAACACAGAAUAUGAUAAAUAUGAUUACGACUCGCUACUUACGAACAGCAUUUUUUGCCUCGUUCCUCGAGGGAGAAGACUGGCCAGCUACCGUUUUUUAGAAGUUCUAAGGUUCGGUUGUAUACCCGUUAUCCUCAGUAAUGGGUGGCUCUUACCCUUUUCAGAGGUCAUCGAUUGGUCCGAAGCCUCUAUCGUCUACGACGAGGACAAUCUUUACAUGCUCACAGAUUUCCUUUAUUCCAUCACGGAGGACGAAAUCAUGAAAAUGCGGAAGCAAGUUUACGUUAUUUACAACAACUAUUUCUCGUCCUUCCAAAAGAUUGUCAAUACGAUCACUGAAAUUCUUAAAGAUCGAAUAUCUCCCGCGCAGGCGCGCCCUCACGAAGUUUGGAACACGUAUCCCGGAGCCUUGAACGUUGAUUUUUCAUUUUCCACCGAGAUGAGAGAUUUCCCAUUUUAUCAAAAAUUAAUCGAAGAUUUUGAAUUUCGUAACACCUACGUCGUUUCGAUUUUGGUAUCUUCCCAUCAACCAAAUUUUAGUUCGGGUUCAAACUUGAAUCGCAUUUUUUUGCAAUGCACGGAUUCGAAGCUUGUCUCUCAAAUUGUACUCAUAUGGUUAAGUCCAGCAACUCCUCCAAUAUCUAUAAAAAAGCUUCACAAUAUCCCCGUGACGAUAUUACAUCCUCCUCACAAGGACAGGGGUCGAGCUAAAUUUUGGCAUCACGCUGUUUACCGCAACACCGAUGCCAUCUUAUCUCUGGACGAAAAUGAGACUAUCAUCAAGGAUGAGAUGAAUUUCGCUUUCGAUGUUUGGAAAAGCUUCCCCAAUACCCUGGUAGGUUACAGGGCUUAUUCCCAUAAUCGCAUUAUCUCUGCCCCAGAAGGCUCCAAUAUUAAAAACAUAGUAAACAAUUUGGAUACAGAUCCGGGUAAUCGUUAUAGCCUCGUGGCUACCAGUGCUGUCUUUUAUCACAAAUAUUAUAAUUACCUGUAUUCGCGUCUCUCCAACUUAACCCACGACACAAUCUCUCGUUAUACUCUUAAAGGAAGCUUAUGCAGCGAGGAUAUACCUAUGAACAUGCUCGUUGCCUCUAUAACCUCGGCUCCUCCUAUUAAAAUUGGUCCUAGACCUUUUUUACCCCUUUCCGACACGUUUUCUACCCACUAUAGGCAAAUUCAAACGGACCUACUCGAAAAUUGUUUCAUUGAAUUGGUUGAUAAUACCUCAACGACAGAUUUUCCGGACUUCCCUCUAAUCCAUUCAAUGGUUCGGGCUGACCCUCUUUUGUACAAAGACGACGUUGAUAUUAAUAGGAAAAAAUAUAAGGCUAUGGAGUUGGUCGCCUGAUUACAUUUUUUUUAAAAAAGAAAUCUGCUCAAACAACCCUCUUUCUAAGAACUAUGUCGUUAUGUAAAUAAAAAAAUAUCAGCUCAAAAGAGUAACUUAGGGUAACUAGAAUUUGAUUGGCGAAAUUCAUAAAAUCUUUUAAUUUCUUUUUUACUGCGUAUAUUGUAAAUUUAAAAAUGGAAUAAGGAAAUCACAAAAAAUUGCAAUGAUCUCUUAUAUAUAUUUUUUAAAUAAAAUACUGUAUUAUACAUAAUUUUAUUUUGGUUGUAAAAUUAUCGAAAUGGGCUUUACAAAUCAAAUCAACUGAGAAAUAUUGUGAUUAUUAUUAUUAUUAUAUAGUACAUAUUAUAAAUUUGCCUUAUUU